CCUAACUGAAGGCUAGGUCAGGCUGAGGGGAUUCGGCUGUAGAGCCGUGGAGGAGGGGAGGCGGAGGGGGCGCUGGGGCUCUCGUUUCCUCCAGCCCAGCCCUACCUCCCAGUGAGCCCGCGACAACCCGCGCCAGCCGCCCGGCCUCACAGAAGCUGGACUUCGUGGACACCAUGCAGUGGAUUAGAGGCGGAUCGGGAAUGCUGAUCACUGGAGAUUCCAUCGUUAGUGCUGAGGCAGUAUGGGAUCACGUCACCAUGGCCAACCGGGAGUUGGCAUUUAAAGCUGGCGACGUCAUCAAAGUCUUGGAUGCUUCCAACAAGGAUUGGUGGUGGGGCCAGAUCGACGAUGAGGAGGGAUGGUUUCCGGCCAGCUUUGUGAGGCUCUGGGUGAACCAGGAGGAUGGGGUGGAGGAAGGGCCCAGUGAUGUGCAGAAUGGGCACCUGGACCCCAAUUCAGACUGCCUUUGUCUGGGCCGGCCACUACAGAACCGCGACCAGAUGCGGGCCAACGUCAUCAAUGAGAUCAUGAGCACCGAGCGUCAUUACAUCAAGCACCUCAAGGACAUUUGUGAGGGCUACCUGAAGCAGUGCCGAAAGAGAAGGGACAUGUUCAGUGAUGAGCAGCUGAAAGUCAUCUUUGGGAACAUUGAAGACAUCUACAGAUUUCAGAUGGGCUUUGUAAGAGACCUGGAGAAGCAGUACAACAAUGAUGACCCCCACCUCAGCGAGAUAGGACCUUGCUUCCUUGAGCAUCAAGAUGGAUUCUGGAUAUACUCAGAAUAUUGUAACAACCACCUGGAUGCCUGCAUGGAGCUCUCCAAGCUCAUGAAAGACAGCCGCUAUCAACACUUUUUUGAGGCCUGCCGACUCUUGCAGCAGAUGAUUGACAUUGCUAUCGAUGGUUUUCUUUUGACUCCAGUACAGAAGAUCUGCAAAUAUCCCUUACAGUUAGCUGAGCUCCUUAAGUAUACUGCCCAAGACCACAGUGAUUACAGAUACGUUGCAGCUGCAUUGGCUGUCAUGCGCAAUGUGACUCAGCAGAUCAAUGAACGCAAGCGACGUCUGGAGAAUAUUGACAAGAUCGCGCAAUGGCAGGCCUCUGUCCUAGACUGGGAGGGAGAGGACAUCUUAGACAGGAGCUCGGAGCUGAUCUACACUGGAGAGAUGGCCUGGAUCUAUCAGCCCUAUGGCCGUAACCAGCAGAGAGUCUUCUUCCUAUUCGACCACCAGAUGGUCCUCUGCAAGAAGGACCUAAUCCGGAGAGACAUCCUAUAUUACAAAGGCCGCAUUGACAUGGAUAAAUAUGAGGUGAUUGACAUUGAAGAUGGCAGAGAUGAUGAUUUUAAUGUCAGCAUGAAAAAUGCUUUCAAGCUUCAUAACAAGGAAACAGAAGAAGUUCAUCUGUUCUUUGCCAAGAAACUGGAGGAGAAAAUACGUUGGCUCAGAGCUUUCAGAGAAGAGAGGAAAAUGGUACAGGAAGAUGAAAAAAUUGGCUUUGAGAUUUCUGAAAACCAGAAGAGGCAGGCUGCAAUGACUGUGAGAAAAGCUUCUAAACAGAAAGGUGUCAACUCUGCCCGCUCAGUUCCUCCUUCUUACCCACCACCACAGGACCCGUUAAACCAGGGUCAGUACCUGGUUCCCGAUGGCAUCGCUCAGUCUCAAGUCUUUGAGUUCGCUGAACCGAAGCGCAGUCAGUCACCAUUCUGGCAAAACUUCAGUAGGUUAACCCCCUUCAAAAAAUAAUACCUGUAGGAAGGCAGAUAAUUUUAAAAUAAAUAAAAUUAUAUUUAUAGAUGGACCU
Molecule: messenger RNA, 1803 nt
Organism: Microtus oregoni (creeping vole)
Lineage: Eukaryota; Metazoa; Chordata; Mammalia; Rodentia; Cricetidae
Product: rho guanine nucleotide exchange factor 9
Exons: 10
Coding region: 174-1745 (523 amino acids)
Molecular function (GO): guanyl-nucleotide exchange factor activity; protein binding
Source: RefSeq, a predicted model, not a curated record